Molecule: messenger RNA, 690 nt
Organism: Saccostrea echinata
Lineage: Eukaryota; Metazoa; Mollusca; Bivalvia; Ostreida; Ostreidae
Exons: 1
Coding region: 1-690 (229 amino acids)
Source: RefSeq, a predicted model, not a curated record
AUGUGUCAAGGACAACAUGGUAUCUGGUCUUGUGAGCAGUUUAAGAAACUUGAUGUGUCUCAAAAAUGGAAUUUUGUUCGUCAGUCAAAGUUGUGUUAUCGUUGUUUGGGGUCAGGUCAUUUUGGAAGUUCAUGUAGGAGGAGUCGACCCUGCAGUAUUGACAAUCGUUCUGAAACGCAUCAUAGACUACUACACAUUGGAAGUCAAAAUAUAAACCAGAGUGCAAACAGGUAUCAGCAUGUCCAAUCUGCAUCAGUGUUGAACCGAAAUGCUCCAGAAUUUUGCCCACCUAAAGACACUCGGAGACAGAACUCCUCAGUUAAUUCUGUUGUAAACAAUAAUGUUGAUACCCAGAGAUUGGUGAAUCAAGACAGAACUUUAACAUGUCAUGGAGGGGAGCCACAGUUCAUUGCAUUGAGAACCAUUCCAGUUAUUGUGAGAAAUGGGUCAAAGACAGUGAGAAUUAAUGCAUUGCUGGAUGAUGCCAGUACGCGAACGUACAUCAACUCAGAUGUUGCAGCAGAAUUAGGCCUACAUGGUAAAUUGCAAAGAGUGACAGUCGGAGUUCUAAAUAACAAAACUGAGUCAUUUGAAACAAUGCCUGUAGAAUUCCAAAUAGAAAGCAUUGAUGGCAAGAUUAAAACCAAAGUGGAAGCCUUAACAGCAAAGUUACUGGUGAUAUGUGUGUAG